This is a messenger RNA of Helicoverpa armigera (cotton bollworm), 2774 nucleotides long. RefSeq lists its product as uncharacterized. The record is from RefSeq and is a predicted model, not a curated record. The transcript is spliced from 10 exons. Lineage: Eukaryota; Metazoa; Arthropoda; Insecta; Lepidoptera; Noctuidae. Bases 301 to 1428 code for a protein of 375 amino acids.
CCAUUCAAAGCGAAACUGCCAGUCGCUAGCCAACCGCCGCGCGGGCCACACGUCAGCUCCCGGCGUUCAAACACACGCUCGCAAAACCAUAACAAAAACACACUCUAACAUGCAUUUGAAUUUAGAACUAUAGAACCCGUAUUCCCAAUUCGAAUCUGUUUAAACAGCUGUCAAAAUUUUGAGGUUAUUUAUGUACCAAACUUUUUUGUGUAGUGCAGUGAUGUGAAUGUGUCCGAUUUUGUAAAUACAGUGAAGAGUGCACAGUGUUCAUAAACGUAAAACUUUUAGAAAAUAAACAAAAUGGCAGCUUUUAAGUUUUUAAUCUGUCUGUGCUUCGUGCAAGCAGCUUUGGCUAAAGGGUCCAGAUCGAAGGUGGAAUGUACUCCCGAAGUGAUGAAGGUCACCAUUCCGAUGGACGGAGACAGGAGCAUCACAUACCUGGAACAACUUAAAGAUUACAAGCCAUGUCAGCCAGAAAUGGACGGCAACACAGCCAUGUUCGUUCUGGACCUGCAAGAUCCUCACCGCUGUGCCGUCAUGAGAGUGCUGGAGACCAACACUGGCAAGCGCAGUUUCUACAGCACGAUCGUGAUAGAGAACUCUGUGGGUGAGGUGGAGACGGUGCGCGCGCGCUGCGUGCUGGAGGGGAGGCUGCGCGCGCUCAGCAAGCGCGACGUGCCGCCCUUCCCGCUAGACUUCAAUGAGCCUGAUGUCCUGAACAUCACGCGGUACGAAGAAGGAAAAGCCCCUGAACCAGUUCUUGGAGCCAUCGUCAAGCAGAAUGGCAAACAGGUAUCAGGCGAGAUCUCAGUGACCCCCGGCACGCCGCUGACGAUGGAAAUAUUCCUGAACGACAAGUCAGCGCCGAUCUACGGUCUACUGGUGAACUACAUGCACGUCACCGAUACUGGGAAACAACAGGAGACUAUCAUAUUAAACGGCUGCUCAGUAGACACAUACCUGUUCGAGAACUUCGUGACUGCUGACGGUGACACGCUGACGGCUAAGUUCAAGGCGUUCAAGUUCCCCGACACCACGUACGUGCAGUUCAAGGGUACUGUCACCGUGUGCCUCGAUAAGUGUCAAGGGGUACAAUGCAGUAACGGUCAGAUAGCGUACGGGCGCAGACGGCGCUCCAUCAGCGCGGGCGCAGACAGCAACAAGGUGUACGAGGUCUCGCUUACUACCUUCAUUAAGGUCGACUUUGAGGACGGACAGAGGGAAGCAGAAGACGUACUAGCUCUAUUGAAGAACUUGAAAGUAGCGAACCAGCGCCUAGGAGACAUGGACGGCACCCCAGCGACGGUUGCCGAGCAGACAUCCAAAAACGUUCUCAUUUACGAACAAGAAACAUUUACUGAAAGCAAAGCUAGUUACCUAACUAGCAGUCUAGUAAUCUUAGUUAGUUUGCUUCUUUUGUUCAAGUAAAAAACCUUUAAAAAUAUGGCAAAAUAAAUACCUAAAAGUUACGAAAUUUUUCAACUGGCAUUCUUCUAUUUUAAAAGAUUGACAGUCGAUGCUAGCGCCAUUAGUUGCAGCGAAUUUUGGAACUAAAUUCAAUUUGAUUAGACUUUUUUAUAUCUUAUUUACAAAUUCAUACAAAUGUUGUUUUAAAGUACAUAAAAACUUAAUAUUUUUGCCCAAAAACUUAUAAAAUCAAGUACAUAUUAAUUAACAAAUUAAUUGUUUUAUUAAUAACACAAGGGAACAAGAUUUUUGUUGCAUGAAAUAUUACGACCAAUAUUGUAUAUUUUUGGGCUACUAAUUAAAGAUCAGAAGUUAGAAUUUCUGUAUCAGCUUUAGUUUUUGAGAUAUCAACAAAACGUUAUUUUCAAGAAAAACACAAUUUUAUUAACAAAAAGCAGCAGAAGAACAACAAUUAAGCAUCAAAAAACUUUAUUUUAUAAGAUUUUCUAGCUUGAUUCGGUUCACUAGGGCUGUCUUUAAUGCUGCAACAGUAGUUCGCCAUCAUGUUGGCAUUCCAAUGACCCUGGGACCGCUUUUCCAUAGUCCGAAUAUCUUGAUGGAACCGUUCGCCUUGUUCCUCACUGAGGUCACGUAGAUUUUCAGGGAAAUGGUCAAAAUGGCUAAGGAGGAAGUAUAUCUUGAUGCUCAUAUUACAACCAAGCCGACAAUAUCUGUUCCAAGUGAUUCAAAUAAGCUUUCAUCCUUUUUGUUUGAUAGAAAAUUUUGUGCAAUCCAAACGAAUUUGCUUCAGGCAUUUUUUUCGAUAUCGGUCAUGUAAUUAUGAAACUUACACUUACAUCAACCACCUUAUUUGUGGACCAUCAGAAAUUCCGGCUUUUUGUUUCUCUAUACUCAAAUUAUGGGACUUUUUAGAUAUGUAUUGAGCAUUUUUGUUCAGAGCUUUUACAAAUUGUUUCAUGAGCCCAAGUUUGAUGUGCAAAGGUGGUAGUACCUUUAUUAUGGUAAAGUAGUAGAUAACAAGUUAGGGUAAAUCCAUUUGGACCGUUUUUUUUUGUUAAUACUGUUCAUAUCAACCACGCAGAAAAACUACCUAAUGAUUCGAGGGUUCUCGCCAGAUCAUCGGUGUUUGUUACUUGAAAUGGGGUCUUUUCUUAUUUUUCUAUAACCUUAAAGACUCGACGCAUGUUUUACAUACCAUUUAAGACACCCUGUAGGUACCUGUCGCAGGUGUCCAAAGAAAAUUCAAAGAACUCAAAGUACACCCGUUUCAAGAACUCCGACACGCUUAGUCUACAAACUUUAAAUGUAUAUUCACCACAAAUAUUACAGAAAUAGUCAGUAUCAUU